Ochotona curzoniae (black-lipped pika) is the source of this 1716-nucleotide messenger RNA. It is a transcript of the gene CORO1B, whose product is annotated as coronin 1B. Lineage: Eukaryota; Metazoa; Chordata; Mammalia; Lagomorpha; Ochotonidae. Gene Ontology annotation, molecular function: actin filament binding. The transcript has 11 exons. Gene Ontology annotation, biological process: actin filament organization; cell migration. The coding region runs from base 137 to 1603 and encodes 488 amino acids. The record is from RefSeq and is a predicted model, not a curated record.
GCGGUUCUCCUGGGACGCAGCGGCGUCCUCCUGGCCCCCACCCUGUCCUGCUGAGCGGCCAAGCGCCCCUGGGCCGCGCUGGAGGCUGCACAGUGCCGGCCACUCAGAACUGGGGCGCAGCCGGAACCGCGCGGACAUGUCAUUCCGCAAGGUGGUCCGGCAGAGCAAAUUCCGGCACGUGUUCGGGCAGCCGGUCAAGAAUGACCAGUGCUACGAGGACAUCCGAGUGUCCCGCGUCACCUGGGACAGCACUUUCUGCGCUGUCAACCCCAAGUUCCUGGCAGUGAUUGUAGAGGCCAGCGGCGGGGGUGCCUUCCUGGUGCUCCCCCUACACAAGACAGGCCGCAUCGACAAGGCCUACCCGACAGUGUGUGGGCACACGGGACCCGUCCUGGACAUUGACUGGUGUCCCCACAAUGAUGAGGUCAUUGCCAGCGGCUCCGAGGACUGCACGGUCAUGGUGUGGCAGAUCCCCGAGAACGGGCUGGUCUCCCCGCUCACCGAGCCCGUGGUGGUGCUUGAGGGUCACACCAAGCGAGUGGGCAUCGUCACCUGGCACCCUACUGCCCGGAACGUGCUACUCAGCGCAGGCUGUGACAACGUGGUGCUCAUCUGGAACGUGGGCACAGCCGAGGAGCUGUACCGCCUGGACAGCCUGCACCCCGACCUCAUCUACAACGUCAGCUGGAACCGCGACGGCAGCCUCUUCUGCUCUGCCUGCAAAGACAAGAGUGUGCGCAUCAUCGACCCUCGCCGCGGCACCCUCGUGGCAGAGCGGGAGAAGGCCCAUGAGGGCGCGCGGCCCAUGCGGGCCAUCUUCCUGGCUGAUGGCAAGGUGUUUACCACGGGCUUCAGCCGCAUGAGUGAGCGGCAGCUGGCGCUCUGGGACCCGGGCAACCUUGAGGAGCCUAUGGCCCUGCAGGAGCUGGACUCAAGCAACGGGGCCCUGCUGCCUUUCUAUGACCCCGACACUGGUGUGGUCUACGUGUGCGGCAAGGGCGACUCCAGCAUCCGGUACUUUGAGAUCACGGAUGAGCCCCCCUACAUCCACUUCCUGAACACCUUCACCAGCAAGGAACCCCAGAGAGGCAUGGGCAGCAUGCCCAAGAGGGGCCUGGAGGUCAGCAAGUGCGAGAUUGCCCGGUUCUACAAACUCCAUGAGCGCAAGUGUGAGCCCAUUGUCAUGACCGUGCCAAGAAAGUCGGACCUCUUCCAGGACGAUCUCUACCCAGACACAGCUGGGCCCGAGGCAGCCCUGGAGGCCGAGGAGUGGGUGAGCGGGCGGGACGCUGGUCCUGUCCUCAUCUCUCUACGGGAAGCCUACGUGCCCAGCAAACAGCGGGACCUGAAGGUCAGCCGGCGCAACGUGCUGUCGGACAGCCGGCCCACCAGCACCGGCCGCCCGGGCGCCUCCGCGGCCGCCCCUGCCCCCGCGGCCGAGGCCACGCCCAGCAGCAUGCUCACGGGAGCCGGGCAGGAGGCUGGGAAGCUGGAGGAGGUGAUGCAGGAGCUGCGGGCUCUUCGGGCGCUGGUGCGGGAGCAGGGUGAGCGCAUCAGCCGCCUGGAGGAGCAGCUGGGCCGCAUGGAGAACGGGGAGGCCUAGUGAGCGUGGCCCACGCCUACUGCCCCACGCUGCCGCAGCCCCCUCACCCGUCACUCAGCUUCUGCUGGCAGGUCACACCAGGCUGCUGGCCACGCGGGGCGUGGAGGGGGUGC